Trichoderma citrinoviride is the source of this 480-nucleotide messenger RNA. RefSeq lists its product as hypothetical. NCBI's taxonomy places the organism in Eukaryota, Fungi, Ascomycota, Sordariomycetes, Hypocreales, Hypocreaceae. The transcript is spliced from 2 exons. Bases 1 to 480 code for a protein of 159 amino acids. The record is from RefSeq and is a predicted model, not a curated record. Gene Ontology annotation, cellular component: membrane.
AUGUCGCGAAUGCUCGUCCUCUGCUUUCGGGCCGUCCAGGGCCUCAUGGCUGCUGCCAGCAUCGCCCUGGCAGCAUAUGUUGUCAAUUGGCAUCUCAGGGGCUCCCAUCUCUCGACGCCGCCCUCCAUCGUCUUCCUCCUCUUCUCGCCCAUCUUCACCAUCGCCUCUCUCUUAUACAUUGAAUUGGCGCCGCGUUUCGCCCCGAAGAAAGCCACCCAUCCGAUGACAUCGUUAUGUAUUGAAAUCACCAACUGCAUCUUCUACUUUGCCGGAUUCAUUGCCGUGGCCGUUUGUCUGAGCGAUAUAGCUUUCUGUGACGGCUCGGUGUGCAUGGCAGGUCGUGGUAUCGCAGUCCUGGCAGCAGCGCAAUUCAGCUUGUGGAUGGCAUCGGCCAUUCUCGCGGCAAAGAGCAUGGUUAAGGGCGAGAGGCGGCCCAAGUGGCCGGGUUUGAGGCGAGGCUUCCGGGACUUGGAGCUGUAG